AUGGACCCACAGAACACCUCUAAUUACUUGUAUCAGCAUGGCUCGAACCGGAGGGGCUUCUCAGGGCAGAACACGAGCCGCUGGGAAGACACAGCAACGUCGAGAACGGCUGCAUUUGGUGGGACAGGCAUGAUGUUAUCAUACUCUAACCAAAGUAGCAACAGUGCGAGUUCAGGACAUUCUGCUGCCACUAAUCUCUCGGCCCCUGCCUCGAUACCCUUCUCUACAACCAUGUCAUCCUAUGAUCAGCAGCUUCCGAUGUUCGACUACGGUCAGAGCUACUCACCUGCCCUGUCGUUUGCAUCCUUGCCUGCAAGCAUGCUCAACUAUGGAUCUCUCGACCAGACAACUAUAGCCUGCCCCCAACGCUACGAACGCGAAAGGCGAGAGACACCAUCGACCCUUGGCUGGGCGCCAGAUUAUGUACCACUAAGUGCUUAUAUAUUCAUUGUCCCCAAGGGGGAGGAACCAUACUGGCGUUUGCAACCUCAUCACCCAGUAACGGAUAAAACCCCUGAGAGGGGCCAAUACCCGUGCCAGUAUCCUGGUUGUUCUAACCCCAGGAAGCUAUUCAAGAGGCAGGCCGACCUUGAGCGGCAUUAUACUGUGCAUGCGCCUAAGGAGCAGAGGGAGCACUAUAAAUGCGAUUAUCCGAGAUGCGAGAGAGCAAAAGACCCUUUCACACGGAAGGACCAUUACAGAGAUCACAUGAGAGACUUCCACAUGGAGGACCUUGGUCAAGCCAAGGGAGCAAAGAAGCUAGAGCGACAGAAAUGGGAGAGAGCCCAAGAAGUAUGGCUCGCUGAACGCAGGAUCAGCCCGAACUGGUGGCGAUGCGCCAAAUGCUUAUCAAGAGUGUAUGUUAAGGAGGAAGGCUGGGAAUGCCGCAAGUGCAAUGCUGCCUGCGAGGCAGAACGGAAGGCAGCACGUCGUCGGAUGAGGACCGAUGAGGCGACGGCGUCCUCGUCCGGGCCGUCUAUGGUCCCGUUCCAACCCGGCUGCUGGAGCUGCAACGGCAUCGGGCGGAUAGAUGACGGGCAUAAUGGAUUUCCUGCUUGUCCCAAAUGCAGCGCGCUGACAGAGCCAUCGUCGUAUUAUUACCCCGAGACGUGGAACAGCGGCACGUACAGCAGCGCGGGCUAUCCAAGUUAG
Messenger RNA from Amorphotheca resinae ATCC 22711, 1152 nucleotides. RefSeq lists its product as hypothetical. Bases 1 to 1152 code for a protein of 383 amino acids. The transcript is spliced from 2 exons. The record is from RefSeq and is a predicted model, not a curated record. Lineage: Eukaryota; Fungi; Ascomycota; Leotiomycetes; Helotiales; Amorphothecaceae.